This is a messenger RNA of Aspergillus aculeatinus CBS 121060, 741 nucleotides long. Its product is annotated as NAD(P)-binding protein. Bases 1 to 741 code for a protein of 246 amino acids. Lineage: Eukaryota; Fungi; Ascomycota; Eurotiomycetes; Eurotiales; Aspergillaceae. The record is from RefSeq and is a predicted model, not a curated record. The transcript has a single exon.
AUGGGCGUCAGCACGAACCGCAACAUUAUCAUCGUAGGCGUCGGCUCCUCCAUGUCCCGAUCGCUGGCCAUGUGGCUCGCCAGUCUCGGGUGGAACAUCGCCCUGAUCUCCCGCUCGGAGAGGAGCCUGGCCGCCAUCGCCGAGGAGGUCCGCUACGCGGGCCCGGACAAGCACGUCGUCACCGUGGUCCACCACACCGCGGACGCCGGCGACCCGGCCAGCUUGACCGCCGCUCUGGACUGGUGUCUGCACCAGCUCGGGGGGACCCUCGACGUCCUCAGCUACAACGCCGCGCGGGUGGCGGACUCCUCCAUCGCGACCCUCACGCCCGAGGAGCUGGAGCUGGAUUUCCGCGUCUCCGCGAUCGGGACCCUGGUCGCCGGCCAGUGGUUCCGGGGACAUGCCCGGGCGGAGGGUGUCUCGCAGGGCGAGUGGCCCUUGUUCCUGGUCACCGGCGGUGUCCUGGACAAGCACCCGGACCCGAGCGUGGCUUCGUUGAGUAUCGCCAAGGCCGCCUCCCAGACUGUCAGUCGGAUCUUCGCGCAGGUCCUGCCGCGGGAUUCGCGGAUCUUGGUGGGCAUGCCGCUGGUGACGGGUCGCACGGUUGACCCUGCCACCGGAGAGUAUUAUGAGCAGUAUCGUCCCGAUAAGAUCAUUCAGGCGCUCUUCCGGCCGUUCUUCGAGGAGAGAGAGCAGAGGCCGGAUGGGUCAGAAGGCUGGGUGGUGGAACGGCAUCUGUGA